GCCCGUUCGCUGGCGCAGAGGUCGCAGCAGGCCCUCGCCGCCAUCGACACGCAGCAGGUGUUGGCCGUCGAGCACAGAUACAGACUCGCCUCCGAGGCGUCGGAGGAGGUGCAGCGGCGCCAGACGGUGCGGCUGCGGCGCGUGGAGGAGGCUGUGGAGGAGAUGUUGCACCGGAUUGCGGCGCUCGAGGAGGGUCUCCACGCGGGCAGCGCCGCGCGGCCGGCGGCCGCGGGGCCGGAGCUGGAGGCGCGCGUGGAGGCGCUGGAGAGAAGGCAGGACGAGGCCGAGUGCGCCCUGGACGCGCUAGCGCAGGCCAGAGACGCCGGGGAGGGCGCGGCCCCGCAGGCGGCGGAGGCGGCCGAGCGCAGCAUCGCGAACUUGGAGCGUCGCACCUCCGCCAGCCAGCAGGAGUUUUCCGCGGCCCUCGCCAGCCUGAGAGUGAAAGUCGACGGCCAGCUCCGGCGCACCGACGCCCUCGCCGAGCGCCUGGAGUCGGCCCACGAGCCGGCGCUGGAGGCGCUGCGGGCCGAGGUGGCGCAGGGGACCAUGUUCAAGAACACCUACCAGUCUGGAUUCUUAUCCGUGCUGUACUCCAUCGGCAGCAAGCCUCUGCAGAUCUGGGACAAGAAGGUGCGCAACGGGCACAUCAAACGCCUCACCGAUGCCGAUAUUCAGUCCAGCGUGUUGGAGAUCAUGGGCACAAACGUAAGCACAACAUUCAUCACUUGCCCAGCCGACGCGGACAAGACCCUCGGGAUCAAGCUGCCCUUUUUGGUGAUGAUCAUCAAAAACUUGAAGAAGUACUUUACGUUCGAGGUGACUGUUCUUGACGACAAGGACGUUCGGCGACGCUUCCGCGCGUCGAACUACCAGAGCACCACUCGCGUGAAGCCGUUUAUCUGCACCAUGCCCAUGCGUUUGGACGAGGGCUGGAAUCAGAUCCAGUUCAACCUGUCCACCCCUCGGGGCUCGGCGGGUUUCACCCGCCGCGCCUACGGCACAAACUACAUCGAGACCCUACGCCUGCAGCUGCACGCGAACUGCCGCAUCCGCAGGAUCUACUUCUCCGACAGGCUGUACAGCGAGGAGGAGCUCCCGCCAGAGUUCAAGCUUUUCCUGCCGGUGGCCAAGAAAGGCGGCACGGAUGCCGGGGCCGCGGCGGGUGGGGCGACGGCGGCCGCGUGA
Messenger RNA from Prorocentrum cordatum, 1185 nucleotides. The record is from the annotation of a GenBank genome assembly. NCBI's taxonomy places the organism in Eukaryota, Dinophyceae, Prorocentrales, Prorocentraceae.